Molecule: messenger RNA, 2807 nt
Organism: Dicrocoelium dendriticum
Lineage: Eukaryota; Metazoa; Platyhelminthes; Trematoda; Plagiorchiida; Dicrocoeliidae
Source: the annotation of a GenBank genome assembly
GCCUUCCUAUGAGUGAAGAGAAGCGCCCAGAAAGCACUUUGACAUUCAACUUGUUCUUUCUUGGCGCCCACGGCCACGCAGACGUGAAUGCCAAGCGCGCCCGAUUUUCUGAGAUUGUCGCAUUUUGGGUGCUCCAGUAUCCUUGGUACAAUGAAAGAUUUCAUCUCUCUCUGUCCAAUGUAUUGGAUUUACCAACACCUUGUUUAUGUGGUCAAUUGAACUUCGGUGACUGCAUCGAAGACGAGUGGUUUGCAGUGUGGAUUCUUUUACAGUUGACCAAAGAUGAUUAUAACGUUGCAAUACAAGUUACCGACGAAGAUGGUGAGUUCCUGCUAAUUGAAGCGGCGGAAGUUCUGCCAAAAUGGUUGAACCCCGAAAAUUCGGCCAACCGUGUUUGGCUCUAUCGUGGACAAGUUGUAAUAAUACCAAUCAAGAAGCCUGAUUCCCUUACCUUGUCGGAUGCGAUGACUGCUCUCCAAGAUGUCUUCACCAACCGGUCGUCGGAACCAUCCUUCGUAGCAGCUGUUCAAGAAGCAAUUAAGCUUAGAAUAAGCCGCUUCCCACAAUCCGCAGGACAUUGUGCUCAUUUACUCCUUCCAUAUCCUGUCGCGGCCAUCUUAACGCUGCCGGCCUCCGAUUCCCUGAUUGGUGCAGCAAUACUCGCUUUGGCCAACUCCGACAGUCGCACAAGGCCUUCUAGUCGUUCACGAAAGUCGAAGUGUAUUUUAUUCUCACGCGGAUAUCAGCACAACGCAGACAUCAUUGCAACUACAACACAGUGGCCGACCCUUCUUGCCCUGUCCGACCAAUUCGUGUUGAGGCCUUGCAUGUUCAAUCGAGUGCAUUAUUCCAGAUUGCGAUCUAUCCCUACUCCAACUGGAAUGAAAUAUCCGCGACAAUGCUCUUCUGCCGCAGAACGUUUGGCCACUGAAUUAGGUAUCAAGCUGUCUACAGGUCUUGACCUGAUCCUCUCUUCUUCACCUCCCGGUGACUGGUCAUCUCUUGAAUCCGGUGUGGCAGACAGCGAUCCGUCCUGGUUGAACUUCUGGAACUCUCUCCAAAGCCGUCUUACAGCAUCGGGAGGCGUCGAAAAAUUGAAGGCGGACGCUAAACUAUACUACAGAGAUAACAUCUCGGAAAUAUGCUCACACAGAGCGGAUGAUUACUACAACUGGAGUGCUAAGCAUCCGGGCGCUGCGUUACACCAAAUGUUGGACGCUGUCGAACGGAGCAGUGUCACGGUUCCUUCUGUUGAUCAGUUUAUGGCACAGGAACCCACCCUGCCCCCUGCAGAUGAUGAUUCGUGGAUGUUCAUAACUCCUGAAGAAUUGGAUGCUGAGCUCACUUCGCACUACUCGGCUGGCGCAGCGUGGUGUCAGAAGUCUGGUUCAUCACAAGAUGUGGAGUCGAUCGCAUCGAAACUGAACAAUUUUAUCUCUGCCUCCUCUUCUUUCAAAGGGGUGGAUGUAUCCAAGGUUGGAGCCAAACGCCCUUCUCAUUCGACUCCUUUGGGUGACUCUGUUUCGGACACUGACGAUGGCGACUCUUCUGACGAUUCUGAAACUGGAUAUUCCGAAGCGAAAGAGUUGGUGCCUAAAGUUGCAACUCCAAAGUUCAGCAACUUGCCCAUUCCAAUGGGCAACCUUAUGGACCGUUUGAUGUGUCAAGUUGCUGGAUCAUCGGUGCGUAACUCUUGGGAAAAUGGUGCACCAAAGCGUUGGUCAACCAACAAUUCACAUCGCAGCGAUCGCCCGUCUUCUACUCUUGCAUGCGUCACCAGCUCUAGCGAUGAAGAUCUGAAUAUGUAUUCUGCAGGCUCCGAUUUACGAGCUGAUUAUGAUCGUGCAGUCAGUGCCAUAUAUUCCGGCAACUCUGCUGAUGAAUAUCCUGCGAAGGUUAAGCCGCAUAUCUCAAAGCGCGUUUCUUCCGCACAACCACCCGCCUCCACCACGCUCCAUCAGGUUGCUUCCUCCACUUGGACGGCAAUGAAGAGCGCCCUGGGUGAGUUGGAGGAUUCCACCAGCGACGAAGAACCGACGGCGGGCGAAGCUCGCUGGUGGUCCACACGCGCUUCCAAAUCCCUUCGUGACGCUAAGACAGACGACAUGCACUCGUCGCCUGAUGCACUCGCAUCCUCCUCCUCGGGUGACGACGGAGGAACUUUCGAUGAAUACGUCAGUCAGUUGGAAAAGGAGUUGUUUGAUCAACCAGUCAACGUUGGUCGGUGCGUCACCUCCAAAUCCCCUACUGGAUAUCAUUCUGUGCUCGCGAGAAAUAGAGAUGGUAUUUCCGACCGGAAGAAAGCUCGCCGAGUCCCGAUGAAUGUUCCUUUGGCUAUGCCGGAGAACGCAGAUUCGCUUGAUCAAAGUGAUCAAAGAGCUGAUUGUGAUAUGGAAGCAAAUCGCGUUUCUUCCGCACAACCACCCGCCUCCACCACGCUCCAUCAGGUUGCUUCCUCCACUUGGACUCUAAUGAAGAGCACCCUGAGUGAGUUGGAGGAUUCCCCCAGCGACGAAGAACCGACGGCGGGCGAAAUUCGCUGGUGGUCCACACGCACUUCCAAAUCCCUUCGUGACGCUAAGACAGACUACAUGCACUCGUCGCCUGAUGCACUCGCAUCCUCCUCCUCGGGUGACGACGGAGGAACUUUCGAUGAAUACGUCAGUCAGUUGGAGAAAGAGUUGUUUGAUCAACCAGUCAACCUUGGUCGGUGCGUCACUUCCAAAUUCCCCACUGGAUAUCAUUCUGUGCUCGCGAGAAAUAGAGAUGGUAUUUCCGACCGGAAGGUAAAUGUAUUGUCAAGUUAG